AUGGCGCUGCCGGGAGCUCCUCAGCUUCGCCCGAUGGAGACCGCGGCAACGGCGGCCACGAACACCGCCAUGGAGGAGGAGCUGCAGCGCCUCUCCCGCUGCGCUAUGGUGGCUUGUUUAUGCAGGGAGCGGGAUGAUGUCAGCCCGGAGGAGGUCAAGCGGAUGCUCUGCACCAAGCUGGGUGUCCUAGACAGGGACAUCAAGGUCACGCGACACCGCCCAGAGGACUUCCUCAUCGUCUUCGAGCACCAGCACCACCGUGACGCCGCUUUGGACAUGAGGCGGCCUCAAGUCGGCAGCAUCGGCAUACGCUUCCUUCCCUGGCGUAUCCUCCCCUACAGCGACCGCAUCGAGCUGCGCCACCACGUCCGCCUCUGCCUUGAGGGAAUCCCGGCCCACGCAUGGAAUGAGAGCAUCGCGAAGAGGACCAUUGCGAGGGCCUGCGACAUCGACUACAUGGAGGGGCGCUCGAUCCGCCGCGACGACACCCGUGCGCUUUAUCUCUGGGCGUGGACGCACGAUCCCUCCGACAUCCCCAAGGUAACGUGGCUGACACUUACAGGAGGCUCUGCGGUGGUGCAUGAGGGCGCCGCCCCACCAAGAGGACGGUGUGGACUCACCUUCAGGGUCCUUGUCCACCUCGACAUCGUCGAGCCACCACCGGAUGAGUAUGGUAACUCCAUCGCGCGGACAAUCGACUGGCGCUAUGGCGUAGUCGAUGGGGAACGCAUCCCGCGGGAACGCCGCGACCCUCCACCAGACGCCAGCCGCGACCGACGCCGCGACGACGACGACGACAGACGCGGCCGCCGCAGCGACAAGAACAGGGGCUGGGGCUCCAGGAUGUUCCGCAGCCUAUCCCGCGCGCCGAACAGGGAUAGGGAGCGGGAGCGCUCCGCAUCUCGCCAGGGGCGCCGCCACGACGCUGCUUCUUCGACGGGGGGGCGCCGACGCGCAUCCUCGCAGGGGUCCCCCUCCGGCCUCAACAAGGCGUGCCGGGAGGUGCAAACUCCUGCUCCAGCACCUGAACCGCAGCGCGGGCGCAGCGUGGAGCGCAGCAGCCCGUGGCGUGGCGGGCAUGUCCAGCGCUCGCCGCCCAGGGAUGUCGCGCGCCAGCAGGACCACGGCUCACCACCAAGGGCUCUUGACUCCCCCCGGCUACGCGACACAAGGUGCAGCAACUUCAACGACAGGGACCGCUCCCCGAGCCCAAGUCCGCAGGCGCUGCGCGUUCAGGCUGCACGGGCACAUCCCCCGCUGACUCCCUCGUGCAUUGCAGGGCUCCCCAUCAGGACGAGAGGGGGGAGACAUUGCGUCCAUCUUUUGCCCGUUUCAAGCCGGGACGGGUCUUCACGCGCAGGCCUCGCAACGACAAGGCGUCGGCUACACCCCCGCCACCUGAAGACGCCGCGAUCACAGCGCCCUACACCGCCCCUCCGGCUGUUACCCGUUUCAAGCCGGGACGCCACUACACCCGCAGGCCGCGCGGGCCUGGUGGCGUCAGGCCACAUCGUCGCGGCACCUCACAGGCCUCCGCCGCGCCUCACGAGGCCAAGGGAGGCACACGGGCGGAGGCUUUCCUCUCCACCAUUGCAAGGCCGGUGUCCCCCGCCCUACUUCGUCUUCCAACCGACAGGGGGGACGCGCGUCGUCGCCGCAAGACACCGCCAGCCCAUCGUGGAGUCCGUCGCAGCGCCCGCAUUGCGACAAGGGCAUGGCCGAGGGGCAACACUGUGGACUGUGCCAGACAGAUCCUCAUGA
Molecule: messenger RNA, 1761 nt
Organism: Sorghum bicolor (sorghum)
Lineage: Eukaryota; Viridiplantae; Streptophyta; Magnoliopsida; Poales; Poaceae
Product: zinc finger CCCH domain-containing protein 18
Exons: 1
Coding region: 1-1761 (586 amino acids)
Source: RefSeq, a predicted model, not a curated record